Molecule: messenger RNA, 4346 nt
Organism: Phycodurus eques (leafy seadragon)
Lineage: Eukaryota; Metazoa; Chordata; Actinopteri; Syngnathiformes; Syngnathidae
Gene: tmtc1
Product: transmembrane O-mannosyltransferase targeting cadherins 1
Exons: 20
Coding region: 130-2784 (884 amino acids)
Biological process (GO): protein O-linked glycosylation via mannose; RNA processing
Molecular function (GO): protein binding; mannosyltransferase activity
Source: RefSeq, a predicted model, not a curated record
ACGAACUGUCCUCUUUCAAUUCACCUCUCUCCCGGACACUCCCUUGCCUAGCGGAAUGGACGAAUCUUUCGGUGUCCACACAGUAGUGAUUUGCACCUCGCAUGCGCCUUUGGAGAAACCAGGGCUGACAUGACAGUCCCGGAAAGAGAGAGAAACCGCCCCCGGCAUCCACCGAAUACCGUCCGGCAACCGUCGGCGUGGACCGCGAGUCGCUACGCGGCUUUGGUGGCGCUGUGUGUCUCGUGUUACAGCAACUGCAUCCACGGGGAGUUGGUGCACGACGAUGUUUGGGCUAUUAUCAACAACCCAGACGUCCGACCGAGCUCCGGUCUCCUAAACGUCUUCACGAACGAUUUUUGGGGCAAGAGGAUGUCGGACAAUUCCAGCCACAAAUCCUACAGACCGUUUUGCAUUCUCACAUUUAAGUUGAAUAUCCUUCUGGGUGGCAUGACACCUCUGUACUUCCACAUCGUCAAUGUGUGUCUGCACUGCGCUGUAACCUGCACGCUGAUGCACACGUGUGAGCGGUGUGUGUUUGAAGACUCGCGCCUGGCCUUCGUCACAUCCGUCCUGUUCGCAGUGCACCCUGUGCACACCGAGGCUGCUUUUAAUAGACAUGGGAAGACCAGAAAGCAGCAUGCUCCAGUCGAGGUGUCUGGUAUAGUGGGUCGGGCUGACCUAUUGGCUUGCCUGCUGUUCUUGCUAGCAUUCCUUUCUUAUAUAAGGAGUGUGGAUGUAACCACGUCCGUGGACUCAACACCUUCAACAGUGUCGGCAGGGUCUCUGGUCAUUUCUUUGCUGUUGGGCACUUGUGCCAUGUUGGUGAAGGAGACAGGCAUCACUGUGUUCGGGGUGUGCGUGGUUUACGAUGCCCUCGUGCUCUGCGGCAACCCCCUCUUCAGUCACCUGUCUGGAUCUAGCUUUAGACAACUUGUCCAGAUCUGGAAACCCUUCAUCAAACGAGCCUGUGUGGUCUCAAGCUACGUAUUGGCCAUUAUAUCAAUCAGACUGUGGUUAAUGGGAGGUACUAUGCCUCUUUUCUCUGAACAAGACAAUCCCGCUUCCUUUGCACCUUACUUGCUAACCAGAAUUUUGACAUACUCUUACCUGCUGUACUUCAACACCUGGCUGCUGCUGGCCCCCAUUGUGCUUUGCUACGACUGGCAAGUGGGUAGCAUCCCUCUUGUUGAGUCACUGAGUGACAUCCGCAAUAUGGCCACCGUGCUACUAGCUGUGGUGAUGUUUGCCCUCUGCCUGCAUUGCAUCCUUUCACUGCAGCGACAAAAGAGUAAGGAGGUGUUGAUGGGAAUAUUGUUUCUGGUGUUUCCUUUCAUUCCUGCGAGUAACCUUUUCUUUAGGGUGGGAUUUGUCGUGGCCGAAAGGGUUCUUUACAUGCCGAGUAUGGGUUACUGUAUCCUGGUGGUUCAUGGCCUCAGUCGUCUCUUUUCAUUGGUGGGCCGUUGGGGCACCACAGUCCUUAGUGCCUCAAUGCUAUUGCUGCUACUGCUUUUCUCCUGGAAGACUGUUCAGCAGAACCAAGUCUGGCUUUCCAGGGAAGCUCUCUUCAGUUCUGGCAUCUGGACUCUGCCUCACAAUGCCAAAGUCCACUACAACUACGCCAACUUCCUGAAGGACAGCACUCGGCACCAAGAAGCCAUUUACCACUAUUCCAUUGCCCUCAGGUUGUACCCUCGCCAUGCCAGCGCUCUGAACAAUCUUGGCACUCUGACACACGAUCCGGAGGAGGCUGAGCGCUACUACAGGAGAGCACUGGACAUCAAUCCUCAGCAUAAUCGAGCACUCUUCAACCUGGGAAACCUCCUCAAGUCGCAGGGGAAGGAGAAAGAGGCAGAAAUACUGCUCCAGGACUCCAUUAACUACGGUCCACAUUUUGCCGAUGCUUAUUCCAGUCUAGCAUCACUCUGUGCUGACCAGAAACGCUUUACUGAAGCCCAUGAAAUGUAUUUAAAAGGCAUAGAGAACUGUCCUGACAGCUCAGACCUGCAUAACAAUUUUGGAGUGUUUCUAGUUGAUACUGGAAAGGAGGAGCUGGCAGCUGCUCACUAUCAGCAAGCAAUUCAACUCAAACCAGCUCACUAUGUCGCCAUGGUGAACCUGGGGCGCCUCCUCCGCUCCUCCAAUUUGAACAAAGAGGCUGAGUCCUGGUAUAAGAGAGCACUUCAAGUGACAAGGAAGGUGGAGAUCCUUGCACCACUUGGGGCACUGUACUACAACACUGGCCGCUACGAUGAAGCCCUGCUUGUUUACAGAGAGGCUGUUAGCUUACAGCCAGAGAACACUGACAUUUGGCUGGCACUGGCUCAAGUGUUAGCCAUGGCUGGUGAUACAAAAGAGGCAGAGAAAAUAACCCGGGACAUAAUUUCCAGAGGGAACCGAUGCAUUGAAUGUUACCGCCUCCUGUCUUCAAUCUACAGCAAGCAUGGCAACCAUCCAGAGGCUCUGGAAUCUCUGAACAUGGCUCUCCAGCAGAAUCCCAAUGAUCUCACAGUGAGAGCAGAGUUGUAUUUCUCUCAAGGAAACCAGCUACGAGAGAUGAACCAAUUGGACCAAGCUUUUGAGAGCUACAAAUUGGCUGUGGAGCUCAAACCCGAUCAGUCACAAGCCUGGAUGAACAUGGGAGGGAUUCAACAUAUUAAGGGAGACUAUGCAGCAGCCCGGAUGUACUACCAGAGAGCCUUGAGUCUCAAUCCUGGUUCCAAACUUCUGAAAGAAAAUCUAGAGAAGCUCGAUCGGCUCGAGAGGAGGAUGACGGGGGUGCCGUAGUCAGCCUGCUGGGUGUUGCUUUGUCAUGGCAACUUGACAGGAUUUUCCACUGAAUUGACCUUUUCUAGGCUUGAUGGCAGUUGGGAUCCCCGAUAAGGCUGACGCGGUUAGUUGUACACAGGUUUGGUGAUGUGUGCCACAGGAGUAUUUAUUGGACUCAAGAGGACUGGCUGAGCCAUAACCUGGAAGCAUUUUAAGUGGGGAAUUGCUUGGGUUUCCAGGGCACAUAACCACUGUCCAUUUAUAUCGCACCUAUACCAAAACAUGUUCACGCGUGGACGAAAUUGUUGGUACUCUUCCAUUAAAGAGAGAAAAUCACGAAGUACACAGAAAUACAGUAAGUUGAAAUAACGGCUUCUUUUAUUGCAUUGUGUUUUGUUCUGCUGCAGUUUUGUAUCAUGUUACCUGGAGUUCUGUCUUCCUGUGUCCUAUUUGUGCCGUCUGCCUAAGCGUCAAAUGUAUUUUCCCCCCCAGCCUGGUCUCAUCAGCCCUGCUCCUUGUGUCAGCGAAUCGGCUUUCUCCAGCCUCUCGCGUCUCGUCCAGGUGUGCCUCGUUUUGUCCGCGCGCGUUGUCGACUCAGUUUCGGUUCACUGUCGUAUGCCACGUCUCAUAGUUCCAGUCGUCUAUGGUAGUGAGUCUAUCCCCCGCGUUUCUUUGAUCACGUGGUUUCUCAGUGUUUGCACUUUUGUGUUGUUCUUCUUUGUAUUUUUCUCCUGCCUUUAUGAGGUAUUAAAUGCACCCCUGCACACCUGUCGUGCCUUAAAUUGCCUACUCCAAUUCGCUUGGGUCCCCCUUCUCUUAUGCUUCACCGCAACGAACCCUACAGAAUGAACUUAAAAUGGAAGCGUACCAACUAUUUUGUACAUUUGGGUACAUUGGUGUUUUUUGUUGUUGUAUUUAUUCAUUGUUAAAGAAUACAAAUAUCUAUUUAAAUGGUUCAAAUUCAGAUCUGCCAUCUAACCAUCCCUCCAUUUCCUAGCUUGUGUAGGACUUGGAAAGACGGGAAUUGCAGAAGGCUAUCCCAAAUGACUUUGGGGCGGGGGUCACGUAGUAGUCUUGCAACCUGAAGAAAAAUGUUUGACCCUCCACGUACAAAGGAAACGAACAGAACCCCAACGUGACCGAGGACUUUGGUGUUUCAUGUUGUGUGAGCCAAGGAUCCGGAACAGUUUUCUAUUUGAAAUUGCGUUUAUUUUAUUUUUUUCCCCCCUCUCUCUCUCUCUCUCUCUCUCUCUCUCUCUCUCUCACUGAAAUUAUUGAAGAAGAAGAGUCACGGGGGCAAGUGCUGUCAGAUCGUAAAUGUAUUUGCUUUGGCUAUUGAACAAACUCAUACAAGGCCUGGUAGAGUUGUUUAUGUCAGUUAUGCUUGAUAUACCAUGACAUACUGUUUUUUUUUAAUGAUUUACAACACCCUUGUUGCUUUGUAUGUUUUAAAUAUUUUAAGUCUUGUAUUUAAUCUUUAUAAAUUGCAAAUCUCUCCCAUAUUAUGUGAUAAAGUAAUUUGAAAGGAAACGUUUAGAUUGUUACUGUGCUCAGCAACACUAUGUGCAACUUCAGAUAAU